CAUAUUGACAAUAGAAUUUCGAGCGUGUUUACUCAAAAGGUUCGCUCACGCUGUAAUAUACGAAAAAGUCGCUCCCUUAUAAAUUCAGGACACUCUGCGAACGAGGAAUAUCACCUUAAAAUACAAUGGGGAACAAGCAAUCAUCUAAUCGUUCUAAUAAAGAAACGGUAACUGCUAAAGUUGAAACUAAAGAAAAUGAGCCAAUUGAACAGCCACCAGUCAAUUUGGUUAGAGAAGACAUUGAAAAACCAAAAAAAUCAAUACUUGCGAAAACGCCUAACAAUACCGAAAAUAUUGAUCAAAGACUGGCAGAAAUUAAAAAAAAACGUUUACAAUCGAAGUUACCGAAAGACAAACACAUAAACAAUUUAAAGACUACGUCAAUGGAAUCAAGUGUGACGAAAUUGCCUGUAACCUUGAAAGUUGUUGGAACGAAUACCGAGAGAGAUCAAACAUCUUCUCACCAGAACAACACAUCAUCAAACCAUUUUUAUAAUGGAUAUGAAAAUGACAGCAAAAUGUAUAAAAACGACACCAAUACGGAGAAUACGCCUAAAAAGUUUAACUUAAGAAUCGAAAAUGACACACGUGACGAAAUUGAUAGCCCUCUACAAGUAAACGAAGUUCCGAAAAAUACAAAAAGUGAUUUAGAGAAUAAAAUAAUUGAUCAGGAAGAAAGCGAUGAGAGUAUUCCAACGAGUACGGAUAACGAUGAAGUGAUAGAAUCGGAUACUGUAAAACCAAGAGUUUUAGAUCAGACGGAGGAUCAAUGUUUAAGUGACAAAAGUUCUUUAGCAUCGGAAAGGUCAGACCUCAGCUCUUUAAACGAGGAAGAUGUGGCCAGAGAACUGGAAGAAUUGAUAAGAGAAAACGAUUUUGAGGAAUCGCCACGCCCACCUAAGAGGAAGAAGAAGCUAGCUGCUCAACAACAUAAGAAUGACGAUAUGUUGAGCAACGAUGAAACAUUUCAACAAUUUCAAUAUUAA
Dimorphilus gyrociliatus is the source of this 986-nucleotide messenger RNA. Lineage: Eukaryota; Metazoa; Annelida; Polychaeta; Dinophilidae. The record is from the annotation of a GenBank genome assembly.